GUCUCCUUCACUCCUCCGCCGCUCAUCAGCUCUCUCUCCGCGGAUCUGCUGUGGAUUAUAUCGCCGUUCUGCGCCCGGUUCAGGAUGAAGGGUGGAGGUUCGGCAGGGUGCUGCAGUCCCUGCUAGAUUCAUCGUCUCUCCUCCAUCAUCAUCAUCAUCAUCAUCAUCUUCUUCAUCAUCAUUAGGCUUCUGCUGUGUCCAGCAUGGCCAAUCACCUGGAGCUGCUGUCGGAGCUGCAGCAGCUGGAUAAAGUGCCGAGUCUGGAGCGGCUCCGCGCUGCACAGAAACGGCGAACGCAGCAGCUGAAGCGAUGGGCCGUCUACGAGAAGGAGAUGCAGAACAAGAAGAAAAAAGCAGACAAACGGCGCGGCCCCGGGGCCCUGGCGGAGAACCGCAGGAGGGUUUCAUUCGCUGCCAGUGUGGCUUUACUGGAGGCUUCAGCGAGGAACGAUCCCGAUGAAGUGCGAUACCUACUGAAGAACAACUUGAGUCCAGAUCUGAGCAAUGAAGAUGGUCUGACAGCUCUGCAUCAGUGCUGCAUUGAUAACUAUGAGGAGAUGGUGCGGAUCCUGCUCGCUCAUGGUGCGACUGUAAAUGCUCAGGACAACGAGCUCUGGACACCGCUGCAUGCCGCAGCCACAUGUGGACACACCGGCCUGGUCAAAAUACUCAUCCAGCACGGCGCUGAUCUGCUAGCAGUGAACUCAGAUGGGAACAUGCCCUAUGACCUCUGUGAGGACGACCCUACGCUGGACAUCAUCGAGACCGCCAUGGCCAACAGAGGCAUCACACAGGAGAUGAUCAAUGAGACGAGAGCGGCAGUGGAGCGGAGCAUGCUGGGAGAUAUUCAGAAGAUCCUGCAGGAAGGAGCAGACGUCAACCAUCACGACUCACAGGGGGCCACGCUGCUGCACAUCGCAUCAGCGAACGGUUACUCUCAGGCUGCAGAGCUGCUCUUAGAGGCCGGAGCUCGAUCAGACAUGAGGGACUCAGACGGCUGGACACCACUGCACGCUGCUGCAUGCUGGGGACAGGUUCAAGUGGCAGAGUUGCUGGUUUCUCACGGAGCCAGUCUGAACGCCAAGACCUACAUGGAGGAGACGCCUAUAGAUCUGUGUGAGGAUGAGGAGUUCAGGAAUCAUCUUCUGGAGCUGAAGCACAAGCACGACAUCAUCAUGAAGUCACAACUGAAGCACAAAACGUCACUGUGUCGCAGAACCAGCAGUGCAGGCAGCCGCGGGAAAGUGGUGCGGCGGGCGAGUCUCUCCGACAGACACAAUCUGUGCAGGAAAGAGUAUCAGACUGAAGCCAUCGUGUGGAGAGGAGGACGAGAAAAAGAAGAGCGAGAGCGAGAGUCUGACCAGGAGAACAGCCACACGAUGCAGCCUACUGAGGGCCCUCAGUCACCGGGCAUAAUGAAAGACAGUGGACAGAACGGCUGCAUCUCCAGCCCAUCUCCAAAUGGUGACCCAGUGACUCCUCCUGACCCCGUGACCCCUCCUGACCCUGGUGACCCUGUGACCUCCGCUGAGGAGCCCAAGCAGAAGGCUCAGACUCUGUCAGAACUGAAGAAGCAGCGCUCUGCUGCCGCCGCCAAACUCCUGCAUCACCCCGUCCUCAACGGUCACCUAGGCAACGGCUCCUCCAAGCCACACCCUGAUGACCCCCGCAUGCCGCUGGUCUCAUCCAAUGGCAGCGCAGUUUACUUCACGCCUGCCAGUGGAGACCCGCCCCUCCUGAGGUUCAAGCAGCCAAUCGAAGACGAGGAUCCCAAGAGUCACAGCUGCUGCUGCAUCGCGUAGAUCCACACCGGCCAAUCACACGACUGCAAGCACCUAAUUGGCUGCAGCUAAACAGCUUCAUGAAUCCUUGGCUGCGUCCGAAAUCACGUUUACAGAAGACACGUUACUGUCCUAUGAUGCAACGCGAGAGUAUGAGAGUGAAGCGAUGCAACUGAGUCACUUAGUGAAUCAAACGCUUCAAAGAAUCAAAUCAAAAGCUUCAAAGAGUCAAACACAGCUUCAGUGAAUCAAUAAGUGAAUCAACCACAGAUUUAGUGAAUUAAAUACAGCUUCAGUGAGUCACUCAGUGAAUCAAAUACAACUUCACUGAGUGACUCAGUAAAUCAAACACAAAGCUUCAGUGAAUCAAAUACAACUUUAGUGAGUCACUCAGUGAAUCAAACACUGCUUCAGUGAAUGAAACACAACUUCAGUGAGUCGCUCAAUGAAUCAACCACAGCUUUAGAGAAUCAAAUACAGCUUCAAUGAGUCACUCAGUGAAUCAAACACACAGCUUCAGUGAAUGAAACACAACUUCAGUGAGUCGCUCAGUGAAUCAAACACACAGCUUCAGUGAAUCAAACACAGCUUCAGUGAAUCAAACACAGCUUCAGUCAGUCACUCAGUGAAACAAACACUUCUUCAGUGAAUCCAAUACAACUUCAGUGAGUCACUCAGUGAACCAAACACUGCUUCAGUGAGUCAAACACGGCUUCAGUGAGUCGCUGAGUGAAUCAACCACAGCUUUAGUGAAUCAAAUACAGCUUCAGCGAGUCACUCAGUGAAACAAACACUUCUUCAGUGAAUCCAAUACAACUUCAGUGAGUCACUCAGUGAACCAAACACUGCUUUAGUGCGUCAAACACAGCUUCAGUGAGUCACUCAGUGAGUCAAACACUGCUUCAGUGAAUGAAACACAACUUCAAUGAGUUAGUCAGUGAAUCAAACACACAGCUUUAGAGAAUUGCUUAGUGAAUCAAACACAGCUUCAGUAAAUCAAAUGCACAGCUUCAGUGAGUCAUUCAGCGAAUCACGCAAAGCUUCAGUAAAUCAAACACACCACUUUAGUGAAUCGCUCAGUAGAUCAAACACAGCUUUAGUGAGUAACUCAGUGAAUCAGACAAAGCUUAAGUGAAUUAAACACAGCUUCAUUAAGUCACCCAGUGAAUCAAACACACAGCUUCAGUGAAUCGCUCAGUGAAUCACACACUGCUUCAGUGAAUCAAACACACAGCUUUGAUGAGUCAUUCAGUGAAUCAAAGAAAGCUUUAGUGAGUCACAUAGUGAAUCUCACAAAGCAUCAGUGAAUUAAACACAGCUUUGGUGAGUCACUCAAUGAAUCAAACAAAGCUUCAGUGAAUCAAACACACAGCUUUGGUGAGUCUCUCAAUGAAUCAAAUACAGCUUCAGUGAGUCACUCAGUGAAUCAAACACACAGCUUCAGUGAAUUGCUUAGUGAAUCAAACACAGCUUCAGUAAAUCAAAUGCACAGCUUCAGUGAGUCAUUCAGCGAAUCACGCAAAGCUUCAGUAAAUCAAACACACCACUUCAGUGAAUCGCUCAGUAGAUCAAACACAGCUUUAGUGAGUAACUCAGUGAAUCAGACAAAGCUUAAGUGAAUUAAACACAGCUUCAUUAAGUCACCCAGUGAAUCAAACACACGGCUUCAGUGAAUCGCUCAGUGAAUCACACAAAGCUUCAGUGAAUCAAGCACACAGCUUUGAUGAGUCAUUCAGUGAAUCAAAGAAAGCUUUAGUGAGUCACAUAGUGAAUCUCACAAAGCAUCGGUGAAUUAAACACAGCUUUGGUGAGUCACUCAAUGAAUCAAACAAAGCUUCAGUGAAUCAAACACACAGCUUUGGUGAGUCUCUCAAUGAAUCAAAUACAGCUUCAGUGAGUCACUCAGUGAAAUAAACACAGCUUCAAAGAUCCCAUACUUCCCAACUCUAUUGUAUGUGUAAAACAGUAAGUGAGGCGAGUAGUAUGCCCAAA
Danio aesculapii is the source of this 3773-nucleotide messenger RNA. RefSeq names its product protein phosphatase 1, regulatory subunit 16B (gene ppp1r16b). Gene Ontology annotation, cellular component: cytoplasm. The coding region runs from base 204 to 1802 and encodes 532 amino acids. Lineage: Eukaryota; Metazoa; Chordata; Actinopteri; Cypriniformes; Danionidae. The transcript has 12 exons. Gene Ontology annotation, molecular function: phosphatase regulator activity; protein binding; enzyme inhibitor activity. The record is from RefSeq and is a predicted model, not a curated record. Gene Ontology annotation, biological process: regulation of sprouting angiogenesis; establishment of endothelial barrier.